Messenger RNA from Stegostoma tigrinum, 366 nucleotides. RefSeq names its product utrophin-like. Gene Ontology annotation, cellular component: plasma membrane. NCBI's taxonomy places the organism in Eukaryota, Metazoa, Chordata, Chondrichthyes, Orectolobiformes, Stegostomatidae. Bases 16 to 366 code for a protein of 116 amino acids. Gene Ontology annotation, biological process: synaptic signaling. The transcript has 3 exons. The record is from RefSeq and is a predicted model, not a curated record.
UGUAUUCCUGGGUGAAUGUGCUCGUGUGGUCUCAGGGGUUGCGGAGGUCACGGCUCUGGGACAGCCGUUUCAUCGCCCUAUGCUGCAGAACCUGCCCCGGAAGAGAGAGCCCAGAGAAUUGCCAAAGCUGUCCGCAAACAGUCAAUAGAAGUGAAGGAAAAUUGGGAACAACUGAAAAUCCGUGCGAGCAACUGGCAGAAACAGGUGGAAAAGGCGUUGGAGAAACUUCAAGAACUGGAGAAAGCUCUGGAUGAUCUUGAGGCUCAUGUGAUAACAGCUGAGGGGGUCCGCACUGAUCGGCAAACUGUGAGUGACCUGCUUAUUGACUCAUUGCAGGAUCACUUUGAUAAAACCGCAUCACAAUGA